Molecule: messenger RNA, 4011 nt
Organism: Pungitius pungitius (ninespine stickleback)
Lineage: Eukaryota; Metazoa; Chordata; Actinopteri; Perciformes; Gasterosteidae
Exons: 10
Coding region: 362-3562 (1066 amino acids)
Source: RefSeq, a predicted model, not a curated record
CUCUUUCAGCGAGUUGAGAUGCGCGAGGUAAACAAACGGCGGAUACUUCCUGUCAUGUUCCCCGAGAGGCUCCUCGUGUGAAUGCCUCUUUUUUAAAAUAAGUUAGAUGUAUGUUGUGCACACACACACACACACACACACACACACACCCUUCUUUUUUUGAAGUCGUUGUCGGUUCUACGAAAACUCCGGAAUUUCACAACUCGUCGUGCUAACAGCUAGUUAAGCUAACGUAGCUAGCUAAAGAAGAAAAGGGGGCGACGUGCUCAUGGCUGCAGAGAGUUAGAAAUACAACGUUAGCUGGGCAUCCUCUACUGAAACAAAAGGCGGCAGCGAGCAGCAGACUCUUAUGUGAUGGAGAAUGAUGGAUAACCUUGCAUCCAACGAGAGCCACGCGCCCUGUCAGUCGUGGGGGGCCCAGAAUGGCUGGUCCAAUGCCUCGACUCCGGGACCCCUCCUCAACCCGCUUCCCGGCCCUCAGCACCUCGGCCUGGGCUCGUCUCCCGACCCGACGCCCUCCUACGACCACCUGCGCGAGUCCAACCAGAGCUGCAUGAGCGACGCGCGUCACGCGGCGCUGUACAAGGCCUCGCUCAUCACCGGGGGCCCUCCAUCCAACGCGCUGUUUGCCCCCGCCCCCGCCGCCCCCCCUCUCGGUUCCUCUCGUGCGAUGUCCUUCCCCCAGCAGGCCCCUCACGCUCCCGUGACCCUCUUCCACGCGACCCAACCUCCACAGCCCCGCGGGCCCCCGCUUCUACCGCUUUUCUCCCCCCACGACCCUUACAAAGCGCCGUUUCAACACGCGCUGUCCAAUCAGAGUUUGCCAAACGGACUCCUGCCGGUGGGCGUGGCGCCGUGUGGACGACGCGCGAGUGCGCCGCGAGCUGCUUUUGAUGGAAUGCAGGUGGAGUUUUCCGGCGUGGCUCCAAACGCUCACAGCCGCGCCUCGUCCACGCCUCAGGAGCAGAGUCAGUGGACGCCUUCGUCCCACUGCAGGGGUGCUGGAGAGAUAUCGAUCCCUGUCACAGCUCCUCAUCCUGAAAACCAGCUAUCGCAAGAGGGGAGGAUUAGUGCAGCGACCAACAACGAGAGACAACGUCAGGUGCUUUUACUUCAGCGUGCACAACUACUCCAACAAGUGGCAGAGCUGGAUAAACUUCUGGAAUCAAUACCCCCAGAGGAGAACGAGUCUCCACACGAAGCUCUUCAGUCUCCUCCGUCGAUGGAGGCUUCGUCUCAAGGGGAACAAUCUGAGGCCAGUGAUGCGCGGCAGCUUCCGCUGUCUGAGGGAAAGUCAAAGUCCGAACUUUCCUCUGGUUGUUCAUCUCCCGCCUCCCGUGAUGAACAAAGUGAAGCCUCCGACACGCCAGACGAUCAGAUGUCAGCAGUAGAAUCCAAGAAAGAAGAAAGUGAGUCGGCCCACGACAGCGACAGUGACUUCUCUGACUUCCUGUCUGACUCUGACUGGGGCUCUUCGGAUGAAUCCAGCCCCUCGGCCCCCGCAGCAGAGGAGCCUCCUCCGCCUGACCUGAAAGGAGGUGAAUCGGGGAGUUCUUUGGCUCAAGAAGAAAGCGUCAGUCCCCCAAAAAAGAUCCGGCCCACCAAUCCCAGGAAUUCCUUUGAAACGGUCGUGCUGCCGAGUUCGAGCUCUAAAUCGGGCCGCGUCUACGACAGGAGGAACUACUGCUUGUUUUGCAAGAAUCCCUUAUCCAAAAUGUCCCGACAUUUAGAGAAGAUCCACAGCGACAAGCCGGAGGUCGCCGCUGUGUUCCAGCACCCCAAAAAAUCCAGAGAAAGGAAUAAAAUCUGGAACCGACUCAUAAAUCAGGGAAACUUUGCCCACAACAAAGAGGUCUUGAAAACGGGGCGGGGCCAACUGGUCUCCCGAAAAAGGCCCAGCACGACUCAGAGGGCCCAGGACUUUCUCCACUGCCUGUACUGCCGAGGCCUCUUCAUGAAGAAAGCUCUGCACCGCCACGUGAAAUCCUGCCCGGAGAAGGAGGCCAACGACGCCUCCGACGAGCCGGAGCCGGGCCGGCGCCGCCUGGCUCUGCGCUGCGUGCUGGAGACCCUGGAGGACCUCGGGAUCAGCGACGGCUUCAAGGGCAUCAUCUCCACCAUGGUGUUCGACGACGUGACCCAGGGCAUCAUGGCGGACGGCGUCAUCCUGCAGUACGGCGAGGAGCUCUUCGCCCAGCAGGGCGCCGAUCCCAAGAAGCACCAGUGCAUCCGGCAGAACCUGCGACAGAUGGCGCGGCUGGUGCAGGAAGCGCGGCGGACCACCCCGCUGAGGAAGCUGGAGGACUUCUUCCUGCCGUCGGCGUUCCCGCACGUGGUGUCGGCGGUGAACGCGCUGGCGGGCUACGACCCGGAGAGGAAGACGUACGCCCUCCCGUCGCUCGCCAUCAAGCUCGGCCACAACCUCCAGAAGACCUGCGCCAUCGCGGAGGGCAACGCCGCCGGGCGCGGCGACGCCGCCGCGGCCGAGGCCGCCCGCAGCUUCCUGGCCGCGUACCGCGAGCGGUGGAACGCGCUGGUGUCGGGGGCCGCGCUGACGUCGCUGAGGGAGACCAAGCUGGCCAAGGACAAGAAGGUGCCGUUCGCCCGGGACGUGAAGCGGCUGAAUUCCCACAUGGAGGCGGCGCACCUCGUCGCCGAGAAGAACCUCCGGGAGGCGCCGACCGCGGAAAACUACGCCUCGCUGGCCAAGGUGACGCUCGCCCGCACGCUGCUCUUCAACCGGCGCAGCGUCUCGGAGGUGUCCUCGGUGGAGCUGUCGGCGUUCGAGUCGCGGGGGAAGUCCGGCGCGGCGGCGGACGACGACGGCGCCGCCCUCUCGGACCUGGAGAGGAACAUGUGCGAGUUCUUCGCCAGGGUCGACGUUCGGGGCAGCACCGGGAGGAUGGUGCCCGUCUUCCUGAAGCCGUCGUUCGUGGCGGCCAUGGAGCUCCUGGUGGCCGUGCGCAAGAAGUGCGGCGUCCUCAGGCAGAACCCCUACGUCUUCGGCCGGCCGCAGACCCUGUCGGCCUACAGCGCCGCCGAGUGCGUCCGCAGGUUCGUCAAGGGCUGCGGCGCCGAGGACCCGGAGGCGCUGACGACCGCCAAGAUCCGGAGGCACUACGGGCCGAUGCUGCAGCUGAUCAACCUGGACGAGGACGAGGCCGCGCAAAUCCUGGGCCCCAACAGUCGAGUCCAAAGCCGCCUGCGAGAGGACAGCGGCCCGCGGCCCGAUGCGGAGAUGGACUCUGAUGAUCUUUGCCCAAAAAAAGCCCCCAAAGCAACGACAGAGGGCAACGCGACUCCACUUCUGAAAUCAGACAAAGAAGGCUACAAAUACAGGGGCAAACAUAAAUGGGCGGAAGAAGAGGUUCUUGCUGUUGAAAGACACAUGAAGCGUUUAAUCGAGGCUCACAAGGUCCCCCAGAAGUUCGACUGCUUCCAGUGUCUCGAGGCCGAGCCAAAGGCCCUGAAGAUGCGCUCGUGGAAAGGCGUGAAGGACUACGUGAGAAACAGGAUCACCGCGCUGAAGAGGCAAGGGAGAACCCCCAAAGCCCCGUCCUGAAGCGGGACCAUGCCGCCUCAAGUGGAAACGCAGAAGAAGGGCUUCAGCGUUUUGUAGAAGGGACGUUUGGUCUUUGGUUUUUCCUUCUAGCAGCUUCACCUCCCCUUGUUCCUCCUUGCCUUUCCUUGGUCCAUUAGAACGCAGACAAUAGAUUAAGUGAUUAGUAAUAUCACUUUUAUUCCUGCAGAUUACAGUUCGGUUCGUUUCUAUAAUAACUGUACAGUUUUCACUGUAGUUUUGUUCCUUUGCCAAAGGACAAGUUAUCUGUCUAAUUCUCUAAUGGAUAAAAGUUCAUACGUUCUUUGCAAGUUGACUUCUGUUAUCAGGUAUGAUGCAUUUAGUUAUUCUUGUUGAUCUAAUGCAUUAUGUUUGACGUUCUAUCACAGCUUUACCAACAAUAAAGUACAGUUCGUCUGAGGAAAGCACAAGUUAACUCAAGUGGUGUUUCA